This is a messenger RNA of Gamsiella multidivaricata, 3294 nucleotides long. RefSeq lists its product as uncharacterized. The transcript is spliced from 2 exons. The record is from RefSeq and is a predicted model, not a curated record. The coding region runs from base 1 to 3294 and encodes 1097 amino acids. NCBI's taxonomy places the organism in Eukaryota, Fungi, Mortierellomycota, Mortierellomycetes, Mortierellales, Mortierellaceae.
AUGCCUAUCAACUUCUCAUUCCGGCGAAUGACAGGCGCCUCGCAGAAGCAGUUCGCUCAAGGACACAACCGAGUAAUUGGUUCUCCUCAGACCUUGAAAAACUCAACAGGCUGUCUGCCUGAAAUGAAGCACCAUAUUGAGGAACAACGCGUUCAACCGAGCUCUGCUCCGUCAGAAACCCCACAAAAAGGAUCAUCGCCCUCCUCCUCACGCGGAUUGAAGGUCAACAUCAACCCAAAUUCAGCCCUUAUUCAGCCAAUCGUUAUGACGGACGACUAUCCGAACCUAGCCAGGAACGAGCGUGUCUUUUCGAAUCCAAGAUUGAAUCCAGUACAGUCGCGCAAGCUGCAGGAGUUGAGAGAACAGGCAAGACAGCUUGAAGAGCUCCACAGACAGAGAUCCUCAGAUCUGCAGCGACAGCGUGCAGCAUUGGCAGAGGUCGCCAACGAUUUGCUUUCCUCCAGAUCAGUGUCUCCUCCCACCAUGUCCAACAAAAAGGGAAGCAAGAUAGAAGUUGUGGACUAUACCGCUGAAAUGCGGAACGGCUUCAUCGGGGCGGAUUCCAAAGCAAAUCCUGAUGAGAAGGCCAAGGCUUCAUCACCCUCCGCAGUCCACAAUGAGCCAAGGAAAAACAGUUCGAAGGCAGAGCAGAUGCUUAGCGAGUGGCUCAGGACGCGGGGUCAUAAGAACGAAUACGGCAUGCGAUACUCGAGGACUAAAUCGGCAGCAUUACGUGUCCCGGAGCGCAUUAAUUCUCCAAAUUUCCCGAUUCCCAAGGAUGCCUACCAGCAUACCGGUCAGGCGCAUAUGGGCAACGAGGAGGACUCAUUUAUAAGAAAGGAGCCUGCGACCGAUUCGAGACCCGAGUGCAACCACUCGCAUAGUAGCGAUGACGCUCGAUUUUGGUCUUGCUCUCUUCCAACUCGCAAUGCUCAUCCCCACCUAGCUGACGCCGGUCAACACAAUUUUGCCCACAGGACACGAUCACGAUCCUCGAGCGACGCCCUGGCACCACCUCUUGAUCCUUCUGGAACAAGCUCAUCUUUUUCAGGCUGCAAAACAGCUUGUGGACAUUUCAAGCGGGGAUUGACAACAAUAAAAUCAUGGAUUGCGGCACCGUCUGUGCGAGCUGCGCGACGUAAGGCUCCGACGUCCACAGAACUUAGAGGCGAUAGUGACGGCAGUAACGAUCUUCGGACGACGUGCAAGCCCGACGGCAAGCCAAGAGCCGGGGAUGACUUUGACCCAGUGACUUUCUCUGUUCUAGAUCGCUUCCGUAGUCUUAACCUACACUGGCGACCUAGAAGCCUAGGAAAAGGAGAAGGACUACAUCAAGCGCGUCCUCCAAACGAACCCAGGCUUUCAAACUCUCAAAAUGAAGGGGCGGAUAGGACAGAGACUGAUAUCCGGCCCGCGGCCAGGUGUCAAAGCACCGACAACGAGCCAUCGGAUCGGCUUUUUAGGAAUCUUCAACGUCCUGCUACACCUGUGAAUGAAGAUGAAAUAAGCAGUAUCGUCGCGCUGUAUAAUUAUUAUGGGAGCUCUUCUCCUGAGAACUUGACGACGAACGACAGUCCUACUAUCAACUCGGUCUUUAAUAUCCCGACUCCAAUUCUUGUUGAGCAUGACAAGGACCGGAGUUUGAGCCAGGCUGUUCAGACACUGAUGUCGCGUCAGGGCCAAGUUGAACAGAAGAUGCAGCCCUUGGAUCAGGCGGCUCCAAUUCCUUCGACAAACGUGCUUGAUGACUCGGUAUUCGAUCGACGGGCAGCAACUUAUCGGCACAUUGAGCAAUUGGUUCAGCUUUCAAAAAUAUCAGCAAGUUCAAACAAAUUUUAUUGGAUUCUUCCGGACUCGGGGAUCAUCGUCAACGGUCUGGAACUGAGCACCCCGAGUUCAAAAGAGAGUGCCUCUAGAUUUAUUUCAGCAGUUAACGCAUCACCUCAAGCAGAUAUACUAAAUGACAGUAUGCCAGCAGAGCCCAACCCGGAAAUGGAGUUGGGUCGCAAGGGUCCGGGCUAUUUACGUUACUCCACGGGCGUCCGCAACCGCCACCGCAGGUCCAAGGUGCACCAGUACACAGGAAUCGCAGGCUGUAUGAGCUCCACAUUCGAUAUUUUGACACACGCAAAGAUCUACAAUGCCGCAUCCAACAAAUACUUGUGCUCUGUGAACCGCCUCCGGCAUCAAGACGUGGAUUUGUACUCUACAACGUACACCUGUUGCCUCACACCUCCUCCCGAUGAGGAAACGUCUGGAGACUUAAGCAGCAGUAGCGUGGCUCACAUGCAUGAAGGCUUAGCGGAACAGUCAUUCGAGAAACAAUCAAGUUUGAAGAGGGCAAGCGAGCAACUCGAUGCCACGGUCUCGAACUCCAGACUACUUGCUGUGAAAGACUAUACUAGAGUGAACUCGGACUCUGAAAUUGAUGUUACUGACCAGGACAACGAUCGUCCGCAUCCAAGGCAUCACCAACAAGCGACUAAUAUCCACCGACGCAGCCCUUCUACGCCGGAGAUAUACGAAUCUCAUCCGCGGCUCUCAACUAGCAGUCUUGAGCCAACAAUUUCUGCAUUGUACGGCUGCACUGGGUCCGGCGCGGCAUCAUCAUCUGAAAGUUCUUCUCCUUCACCGCCUGAGAUUCCACUACCAGUGUGGACAACAGAAUCCAACCUCAACUAUGUUGUAAUCGCCAACACUACGGCCAUAGUCACCUGCGGGUACUGUCUUCGAAAGUUUUUCGUGACCUUGGCUGACCCCAACAUUCUCGAGCGACAUCAGCGACACUAUUGUUCAACGCUGAGCCUGCAGCAACUACAGCGCUGGUAUUGUUACUUGGAGACCCUUUUGGGAAUCGGGACAGCAGAGCAGCAAACGCGGGCCGUGAAUGCGAAGGAAAAGAAGGAGAAGAAAUAUCGACGAAGGAUGCACGCAUUGAACGACGAGAUGGAUCGAAUGAUGGGGCAGAUGAUCGAGCUGCAGGAAGAACACAAGGCGUAUCUUUCCACUAUCGUUGCUUCUGAAGCUCCCAACGACGGAGAUCAGGGAGAUCUCGAGUGUGUGUUCUUUAACAUGCCGGUUAUCGGUGUCACUGGUGGUCGAUGCGCUGCCUCUGAAGCGACCCUAGAAACCACGGCCCGCAUUGGACGAUUCUUGUCUACAGCGGUGGACAUUGCGUCACGCAUCGGUCGGGCGUUCAGUUGCAUUCGUGAUACGUCAAUAGGAGCAUCUCGCGACGAGAGAGCGGACAUGCUUCUAGGCGAAAAUGAUGAGGACGAGGACGAGUUUUUUUAA